Molecule: messenger RNA, 3328 nt
Organism: Chenopodium quinoa (quinoa)
Lineage: Eukaryota; Viridiplantae; Streptophyta; Magnoliopsida; Caryophyllales; Amaranthaceae
Product: probable transcriptional regulator SLK2
Exons: 11
Coding region: 455-3025 (856 amino acids)
Biological process (GO): negative regulation of transcription by RNA polymerase II; positive regulation of transcription by RNA polymerase II
Cellular component (GO): transcription regulator complex; nucleus
Source: RefSeq, a predicted model, not a curated record
UUUAUUUUUCUCUUUCCUCCCCAAAUUUUCAGCUUCUUUUUUCUUUUUUAAUUUUAGUAUUUCAUUUUUUUUUUAAUUUUUCCGGAGGCUUCAGCUUUUUUUCUUAGCUCGCCGUUUUCAAAGGAAAUGAUGUGAUUUGAUGCCUAGUUGUGUGUUUUUAUGGUAAAACAAGAGUAUAAGGCUGUCAAGGAAAACAAACAAAUCACUGUACGACCGAGCGACUUGGGUAAUAUAGAGCUUUUGGAUUGGGUAGAUUUUGUUGUAGUGUUGGGAAUUGAUAAUAUAAUCUGUUCUAAUAUUGUAUUUGCGAGGUUUACUGUGAGGGCUCUAUUAUGGGUUUCUGUAUGUAGCUCUACUUGAGGAAAUUGGGUAUAGUUUUUGGUGAAAAGAGGGGGAAUCAGGCCUGGCUUUGGAGAGCUAUUUGGAUUCCAGCCAUCAGGGGUCGGUGCCGCUCAUGGCACCUUCUCGGGUGGCUGGAGGACUGUCUCAAUCUUCAGCAAGUUCUGGUAUUUUUUUCCAAGGAGAUUCACAGUCUCAGAAUGUAAUUAACUCUCACUUGAGUUCGUCUUUUGGGAACACUGCCAAUUCAAUUUCUGGAACAGGGCGCUCAAACCUAGGCCCACUUUCUGGCGACCUGAAUCAGACGGUUUUGAACAGUGUGGCUAAUUCAGGGCCAAGUGUUGGAGCUAGUUCUUUGGUCACUGAUGCGAACUCAGCCUUCUCAGGAGGUCCCCAGUUGCAAAGAAGUGCCAGUAUCAACACAGAAUCUUACUUACGAUUGCCUGCUUCACCAAUGUCAUUUACUUCCAAUAAUAUUAGUGUUUCUGGCUCCUCUGUAAUAGACGGGCCAACAACAGGUCAACAGGGUUCUCAUCACGACCCUAAUUCUCAACAAGCUAUUCAGAAUCAACAUCAGUUUCCACAAGGGGCUUCUGGUGCUUCAUCGUUGCCAACUUCUCAAACAGGCCAACUCGCACAUUCUUUGGGGUCGAGGAUUCCUAAUUCAUUCAUCCAAGAUCCUGCUAAUGUAUCCCACCUGCAGAAAAAACCGCGGUUGGAUAUCAAGCAAGAAGAUUAUUUGCAACAGCAAGUCUUACAACAAUUUCUGCAGAGACCGGAUCCAAUGCAGUUGCAAAGCCAUAACCCACAGUUGCAAGCUAUCCUUCAGCAGCAGAGGCUAAGGCAGCAGCAACAAUUUUUGCAGGCUAUGCCACCAAUGCAGCGUGUUCAGUUACAGCAACAGCAACAGAUGAGACAGCAACUUCAACAAAACGUGCAACAACAAAUGGUUUCUAUGAAGAAUCCACAAGAUACUGGAGGCGUAUGUGCCCGUCGUCUGAUGCAAUACCUUUAUCAUCAGCGGCAACGACCACAAGAAAACACUAUUGCUUAUUGGAGAAAAUUUGUGGCAGAAUACUACGCUCCCCGUGCUAAGAAACGGUGGUGCUUGUCUCUGUAUGAAAAUGUCGGACAACAUGCAUUAGGGGUUUUCCCACAAGCUGCUAUGGAUGCUUGGCACUGUGACAUAUGUGGCUCCAAGUCUGGAAGGGGGUUUGAAGCAACAUAUGAAGUACUCCCACGGCUCAAUGAAAUUAAAUUUGGCAGUGGCGUGAUAGACGAACUUUUGUUUGUCGAUGUGCCCCGUGAACGUAGGUUUGGUAAUGGAAUAAUGAUGUUGGAAUAUGGAAAAGCUGUUCAGGAGAGUGUGUAUGAGCAACUUCGUGUUGUUCGUGAGGGUCAACUUAGAAUCAUAUUCACCCAGGAAUUAAAGAUCUUAUCAUGGGACUUCUGUGCACGUCGCCAUGAGGAGCUACUUCCUAGGAGGCUUGUUGCCCCUCAGGUGAACCAGCUGCUUCAGGUUGCGCAAAAAUGUCAAAGCACACUUGCUGACAGUGGAUCUGAAGGAGUUUCUUCACAAGAUUUACAAACGAACAGUAAUAUGGUUGUAACAGCUGGUCGCCAACUUGCUAAGAGUUUGGAGUUGCACUCGCUCAAUGACUUGGGAUUUUCAAAAAGAUAUGUUAGGUGUUUGCAGAUUGCCGAGGUUGUCAAUAGCAUGAAAGACCUUGUAGAUUUUUGCCGGGACAAUAAAGUUGGUCCUAUAGAGGGUUUGAAAAGUUAUCCCCGACAUGGCUCUGCAUCCAAGCUGCAGAUGCAGAGGAUUCAGGAAAUGGAGCAACUAGCUGGUCUUCAAGGUCUGCCCACUGAUAGAAACACUAUCAAUAAACUAAUGGCAAUGCAGCAGUCUGGGAUGAAUAGCUCUAACAUGGGCAACAACCCUAAUAUGGGCAACAACUCUAAUAUGCUUGCCGGUAACCGAGGCACGUUAAGUGGGCAGGCAGCUGCUGCCUUGGCACUGACCAACUACCAAAAUAUAAUGAUGAGACAGAACUCCAUGAACUCAAAUCCUAACUCACUUCAGCAGGAAGCAUCUUCUUCUCAUAAUAACCAAAGUCCAUCUUCCUCUUUUCAAGGGGCUUCUAGUGUCCUUCCAGGAUCAAUGCAGACUUCGCCAGUAGGUGGAUUUUCAAAUCCACAAUUGGGUGCCCAGCAACAGCAGCGCACCGUGAGUGGUAAUGGUUUAUCUCAACAGAAUCAGCAGCCGUCACCUGGCAAUCAGGCUUUGCAGCAGCAUAUGCUUCAGCAGUUACUGCAGGAUAUGUCCGGAAAUAAUGCAGCAGGACAACAGAAAAACCUUGGUGGGCAAACUAUGAAUGCAAGUGCUGCUGCAAAUGGGUUAGGAUAUGGAGGCAAUGUUACACCAGCAACACCAGCUGCAUCGAGCAAUGUGUCUGGAGGUGGUGGGCCUACUCUAAGCAAGAACAACAGUUUUAAAGCUGCUAACAGUGAUUCAUCAGCAGUUGGAGGUGGUUCCAAUGGUGGAUUUAAUCAGAAAGCGUCAGAAAUGCCGCAAAAUCUGCAUUUGACAGAUGACAUGGUUCCAGAUUUGCCUCAUGAUUUUGCAGAUAAUGGAUUCUUUGGCAAUGACCUUGAUGAUAAUAUGGGCUAUGGAUGGAAGGCAUGAGAUUGUUGAUGGAGGGCAGACGACUAACUGGUCAAUUCUCUUUUAGCAUCCUUAUCAUAGGUGCUCAGGAAACAUUGUACAGGACAUUGAGAUAGUUCUCAAAUUCACUCCUCUUUUUUUUGGGGUUUUAAGUUCAUGAGUUCUUUAAAAAAAUAUCUAGCUUCUCAGUAGGUUUACAGCAAUCAUGUUCUGUUUUUUUUUCCUUCUGAUUUGAGUCUUGGAAGUGUAAUUUAUCAGACAAAACCUAAUGCUUAAGUAUGUGGUAGCUACACAGUUUAGUUGGCUUUCUGAAAGCUUUGUGCA